Vespula pensylvanica (western yellowjacket) is the source of this 1560-nucleotide messenger RNA. Its product is annotated as chitinase-3-like protein 2. Lineage: Eukaryota; Metazoa; Arthropoda; Insecta; Hymenoptera; Vespidae. Gene Ontology annotation, molecular function: chitin binding; chitinase activity. Gene Ontology annotation, cellular component: extracellular region. Gene Ontology annotation, biological process: chitin catabolic process; carbohydrate metabolic process. The transcript has 6 exons. The coding region runs from base 91 to 1521 and encodes 476 amino acids. The record is from RefSeq and is a predicted model, not a curated record.
CAUGAUGGACGUUUUUCGUUUGCAUUUGUAGUUCAUAUUUUAUCCAUACCUAUCGCUGAAGUCACACACGCUUUGCAUGAGCGAAAGCUGAUGAACAGCUUUAAAUAUGUAUAUUGUUCAAUGAUUACAGAAAGUCCUAUGUCUCAGACCAAGUACAAAUUAUUAAUUAAUCCUCAACAAUCACAUUGGAAGACACAGAUUUUUUAUUUUGUUGUAAUAUUUUUAAUAAUCGGUAUAAUAUGUACUUGGAUCAGUAUAUUGAUAUCGAAGAUAUUCUAUGUUCAAACUCUGGAAGAAUUAAAUCAAGAAAAAAAGACAUUAGCUGGUACAUGGUUACAUCAAGUACAAAUGUAUACGAUAUCAAUGAAAGAGAAUCAUACUACAAAUAAAAAUAUAAACAUUGAUCGUGAAUGGCAAUCCAAUAAUUCAACUGAAAAAAUUAUUGUAUGCUAUUAUAUAGUACCAAAAACCUUCAAUACAGCGUGGAAUCUUUCUCCGUCGCAAAUAGAUCCGCAUAUUUGUACUCACAUUAUUAUAGGUUUUGCAAGUAUUGUAAAUUGUACGGUUGACAUGGGUGUCAAUACUAGGAUUUAUGAGGAAGUUGUAAAUCUCAAGAAAAAUAACUCAAAAUUAAAAGUUAUGAUUAGUAUAGGUGGUGGUAAUGAAUUUAAUUUUGGGUUUCCAGAAAUGGUUAAGAACCAUGCAAAUCGAAAACGAUUUAUAAGAUCUGUGUUAAAUGUAACAAAGAGAUUUAAAUUUGAUGGAUUAGAUCUUGAUUGGGAAUUUCCAGCAUGGUUUGAACCUAAUGAAAAAGAGAAAAUACAUUUUGUACAGUUACUUUAUGAGAUAAGAAAGGAAUUUGAUCAUAGGAGUGAAAAAUUAAUCUUAUCAGUAGCCGCGGCAGCUCCGCAAACUAUCAUAGAUCAAAGCUACGAUGUUCCUGAAAUUGCAAAGCACGUUGACUUUAUAAACCUUAUGUCGUACGAUUACCACUAUUACGUUUGGUAUUUUCCUGUAACUGAUUUAAAUGCUCCUUUAUUUCCACAUAUUAUGGAAUCAGGAUAUUUAGAUACACUUAAUGUCAAUUUUUCUGCACACUAUUGGGUAAAAAAAAUGAUGCCAAGAUAUAAAAUUGUCAUUGGUAUACCAACAUAUGGUCAUUCAUAUAAAUUAGAUAAUCCUCUAAAUCACAAAUUACAAGCACCAGCUAGUGGAUUUGGUAAGCUUGGUUCCAAUGGUUUUGUAUCUUAUUCGGUAAUUUGUCAAUUCCUGAAGCAUGGAGCAAGUAAUGUUUUUGUAAAUAAGAGCAAAGUACCAUAUGCUUAUAGAGAUGAAGAGUGGAUAUCAUAUGAUAAUAAGGAAAGUAUAUAUUAUAAGGCAAAGUGGGUACUUGCUAAUGGUUUUAAAGGUGCUAUGAUUUUUUCUCUGAAUACUGAUGAUUGGAAAAAUGAAUGUAAUACAAAUGAAAGCUUUCCAUUGACACGUACUAUUACAAAAUUCUUUAAAAAGGGAAAAUAUUAAUACCUUCAAAUAAAAAGAUUAAAAAAGAUUAAUACGCAA